UUGUUGAUUCUCACUACUUCGGUCUUCUUUCUGUUGACACUUAAGCCAGUCUUCUGUGCUUCCUCUGUUAGCUUGCUCAGUUUGGUUUGCGCAUGUUGUUGCCGAAGAGAUAGGUAACUGAUGUCAUCUCAAAAGUCCAGUUCUUCUAGCUGUUUGGUGAAGGUCCAAUGGAUACCGAUGUUGUAGUCUUGGGCUGUCUUGCGCAUAGUCCAGUCUAUGACCAUCAGGAAUAUUGUUGGGGAUAAUAUUUAAUCUUGUCUUACGCCGGUCUUCAUUACGAAAGGUUUAGUGAGUUUGCCGUUGUGAAAAACCUGGCUUCGUACAACACCUGAAUAAUGUUUAUGAGCUUAUGUGGAAUGCCAUUGUUGAUCAUCAGCCUCCAGAUGACGACCCUGUCUACCCUGUCGAAUGCCUUCUCAAAGUCCACAUGAGGUAAAAUAUUAAUGAUCUAAAUAUAGGACACGAUUAGACACGAUUGGCAGCACAUUAGUUGCUGGUGAAACUAGUGAAGUAAGGAAGUUAGAGUGUAACGAGAGGAAAUAUAUGCCAAACCUGAGCCAACAAAUGGUCCUAGACAUUAAGUGUUUUGCUUGUUUUUUUUUAACUUGUUUUUUUUUAAAUUUCGUGCAGCAUAUCGCGACACCUUAUUGAACUUUCUAUGGAUCGUGGGGUCAGUGUUCGUCGUGUUUGGCAAGUUCCGUGAAAAAUGUUUGCUCCUCCUUUAACGACCCACUGCGAGAACGUUAUCUUUAAUCGACAAAAUGUUAAAAACAAAAAUACAGCCUCACACGUGCACACAUUAACUGCUAACUACUCCCCACACCUCACGUGUGUCGGUGGAUCACGUGGUUUUGACGUGUGUGGACAUUGUGCAGGAGCACAGAAGCCGGAGGACGUCUUCGGAGAACGUUGGCAGACAAGGGCGAGAAAUGAUUUCAAAAUUCAGAUGUUUGCUUUAUUUUUCUGUCAUCUCUACUUUGACUGUUGUGUCGCUAAUAGUAACCAUGCCGUACAUGACAAGUGUCAUAUUGAAUAUUAAUCAGUUUAAUUGGAAGAACGCCACGAAUGCUUUACACUUACAAGCGGAAAGGUUCCUUUCGCGUGUUGGUGCAAUGAAUCCUGGCCAGACAAUGUUGUCUUCGGAAAGAAAUACAACAGAAGGAAAUAAUCAAGGAAGUGACAAAGAAGCUAGGAGAGCUACUGGUAAAAAAUACCCGGAUGUUACUUCUUCCUUCGCCCCCGGCAGAUUGGAUACACUGGAAAACAAGCAUCUUCAGGUUGCCAGCAAGUCACUACUGAUGUACGCGGCAUACUAUGAUGACGUCAGGAAGCCAGCCAGGAUCACCAUUGUCGGAAUUCGAGGCCAAAAUUUCUCCUCUCCGUCUGUAAACUGCAGCUUUUCUAACACAAAAGACCACCAACAGGGGCACACAACUCAUUUCAGCAGCACCUCUGGACGAGUAGAGGAUCUUCCCGACCACCAUUCUUAUUGGUACAGACCUGUCUACAUUUUCUGUUCGCUCCCAGAAGGAAAGUUGCGACCCGAUCACGUGUCUGUCGUCUGCCACAACGACUCUGUGCCCAACCUCCUACAGAUCACUUAUCCCUACAAGGGACCUCACCGCUAUCAGUUCUCCAUGUGUGUGUCCCCUGUCUACGGCGGCUACAACAUCUGGCGACAGUCGCUGGAGUCGAUGGAGAUGGCCCGGAUGUUAGGAGUGGAUCACGUUAACGUCUACGUCGAGAAAGCGGGACCCAACCUGACCCGGGUUCUGCAGCACUACGUCGAUCAGGGUUUCAUGAGUGUUCUCCCUUGGAACGGCAUCCCUUCUAAUGUCCACGCCCACGCGCAGGUAGGCUGCAUGCACGAUUGUCUUCUGCGCAUGCGCUACGUGACCAAGUACGUCGUGUUCAUCGACCUCGACGAGCUCAUCAUACUUCGCACCAACAACACGCUGAGAGAGAUGGUGGAGCACGUGCUGAAACAGACAAAGGAUGCCGACAAGGUGGGAGCUAUCAUGGUGAGGAACUCCUUUUUCCACCACGCUCCUCAGGAGAAGAUCAACAUCACCGACACUUACCUGCAGGCCAACCUUACCGGAGGGCUGUUCACCAAAGCUCGGCUCUACGACCUUAAAAGUGUUUUAAUGCAGUUUCGUGGGAAGCCGUGGGAACCGCCGCAACGCUGUCGAACCAUCGCCGAUCCACUGAGGGUGGACACGAUGGCUGUUCAUCAUCCAGAGACGAUGUUCGGUGACUUCAAGGUGGUCGUGGUGGACCCCAAGAUUGGCCUGUUGCACCAUUAUCGUUAUGGCUGGCACAAUGAGGACACAGUAAGGGACACAACUGCUCACAGGUUAACUCCCAUUCUUGUCAAAAGACUGGAGGCUGUUUAUAAGCAGCUGGGCUUGAAACCUGCUGAUGACCAUAGGAGAUAACAAAGGGAAAUGAAUUUUCGGUGAUUAGUACUGACGUUUUACCAUGCCUGUUUAUGAUGCUAUAGCUUUUUAUCCCAAAUUAAUAUAACUAUUUGGUUUUUAGGAAUGUGGUGAAAAUAUAUAUAUAUAUAUAUUCAUAUAUUCUCAAUAUUAUUUAAGAGGUCCAGCACACAACGAUGUCUGUGAAAGUAAAUAAAGUUGAAAAGAUCAAGUUAGCAAAUGUUUGUUUGUCCAUCUCUGUUUUAACAGACAUUAAA
Molecule: messenger RNA, 2695 nt
Organism: Pomacea canaliculata
Lineage: Eukaryota; Metazoa; Mollusca; Gastropoda; Architaenioglossa; Ampullariidae
Exons: 3
Coding region: 930-2438 (502 amino acids)
Source: RefSeq, a predicted model, not a curated record